This is a messenger RNA of Penicillium verhagenii, 1611 nucleotides long. Its product is annotated as aminotransferase-like domain-containing protein. The record is from RefSeq and is a predicted model, not a curated record. Bases 1 to 1611 code for a protein of 536 amino acids. Gene Ontology annotation, molecular function: L-2-aminoadipate:2-oxoglutarate transaminase activity; aromatic-amino-acid:2-oxoglutarate transaminase activity; pyridoxal phosphate binding. Gene Ontology annotation, biological process: aromatic amino acid catabolic process; L-tyrosine biosynthetic process. The transcript has 8 exons. Lineage: Eukaryota; Fungi; Ascomycota; Eurotiomycetes; Eurotiales; Aspergillaceae.
AUGAGUCCGCCUUCUGCUGUGGAUGUUGAGAUGAAGGGGGUCACUGACACCUCCGCUGUGCCGAUCCCUGACCCUUUGACCCUCAAUGGUGUUCCUGCAUGGCGUGAGAAGAUGGCUCAGAUGCCCACUGGUGUUGCGCCGGCGUGCAGCAGUGAUAUGUUCAAGAGCCCGGCUUGCUACACCAAGCCCAAGGCAAAGCGUUUUGAUCACUUUUUGUCACUUGAAGCCAAGUCUCGCAAGGCUUCGACAUUGAAAACUGCCGCCAAAUUCUUGAAGAACCCGGGUAUGCUCUCUCUUGGUGGUGGCCUGCCCUCCUCCGAGUACUUCCCAAUCGAGCACCUCGAUAUCAAGGUCCCCACUCCCCCAGAUUUCACCCCGGAAGCUACCCAGAAGUCGGGCACUGUGCUGCAUACUGGAAAGCACGAUAUCAAGGAAGGAAAGAGCCAGUAUGAUUUGGAAAUUGCUCUCAACUAUGGCCAAGCUACUGGAUCUCCCCAGCUUCUCCGAUUCGUCACAGAACACACCGAGCUCAUUCACAACCCUCCGUAUGCGGAUUGGCAAUGCACCUUGACAGCCGGUAGCACAUACGCUUGGGAUACCGCACUCCGUUUGUUCACAGAGCGGGGUGACUACAUUAUGUUGGAGGAGUACACAUUCGCCAGUGCUGCUGAGACCGCUUGGCCGCUUGGCCUGAAGGCGCUAGCCUUGCCCAUUGACGAAGAAGGUAUUAUUCCCGAUGCCAUGGACGAGCUUCUCAGCAACUGGGAUGUCAAGGCCCGCGGCGCACGCAAGCCCUACGUUCUUUACACUAUCCCAACCGGCCAAAACCCUACCGGUGCUACACAGUCUGCUGAACGCCGCCGCGCCGUGUACAAGGUCUGCCAGAAGCAUGACUGUCUCAUCGUCGAGGAUGAGCCAUACUACUUCCUGCAAAUGCAGCCCUACACCGGCGAGGGAGCUGCUGCCCCUCCCCCACCCGCCACUCACGAGGAAUUCAUCAAGUCCCUUGUCCCCUCCUUCCUAAGCAUGGACGUUGACGGUCGUGUGUGCCGAAUGGAAUCUUUCUCCAAGAUCGUCUCUCCCGGUUCCCGUGUUGGUUGGAUCGUUGCCUCCGAGCAGAUCAUCGAGCGUUUUGUGCGUAACUUCGAGGUCUCUUCGCAGAACCCCAGCGGUAUCUCCCAGCUUGUCCUUUACAAGCUGCUAGAUGAGCACUGGGGCCACUCUGGAUUCUUGGAUUGGCUUAUUGCUCUGCGCAUGUCUUACACCGAUCGUCGCGAUGCUUUGCUACACGCUUGCGAGAAACACCUCCCCCGCGAUAUUGCCCACUGGGUGGCUCCCGCCGCGGGCAUGUUCCACUGGAUUGAAGUCGACUGGCGCAAGCACCCUGGCGUUGCAGCUGGUAAGAGCCGUGAUACCAUCGAAGAGGAAAUCUUCCUGUCCGCAGUCGAGCACUCUGUUCUCCUGUCUCGUGGAAGCUGGUUCAAGGCCGAUAGCUCAGCUGUCAUGGAGAAGAUGUUCUUCCGGGCGACCUACGCCUCCGCCUCCGGCGACCAGAUUGAUGAAGCAAUCUCCCGCUUCGCCACCACCCUGCGCGAACAGUUUGGUCUGUAG